AUAAUAAUGCACCACCUGCCAGUCCUAGGAGAAACAAACCUAACAGCCAUAGUAGAUUUUUUUUUUUUUUUGGGGGGCUUCUAUUUCGUAAACAUCGCAAAAACCCAUUCUCCUGUACGCUAACAGCUCUUGGAUUCUGAAUUUGCUUUGGUGAUCCAUCAUCUCAUGGCCUCUAAUGGUGAAUCUGCGCCUACGGGAGCAAUGGACGCACAGAACAGCUUGGAGAGGAUCAAGCGGCAAUUGGCGUCCGGUUCUGGUAGGAAUUUGUUGCAGGGCCCUCUUCUCAAGCGAUCUGAAACUCUGAGAAAAUGGAAUGAACGAUGGGUGAUCUUGGACCCAACUACUGGAAAAAUGGAAUACAAGACUAGGAGAAAUGAGCCGACUGUGAAGGGAACUAUCAUCUUUGAUGCAAAUAGCACAAUAACGGUUUCUCCUGUGAACUUCCAUGGACUUCCAAAGUACGAAGGGUGCUGUUUCUAUAUUGGUACUCCACAAAAAAAAGACUACUUCCUUUGUGCAGAGACUCCUGGUGCAGCUAGAGCAUGGGUUGCAACUUUACAUGCAACCCUGUUGGUUCUAAAGGCACAUAAAGAAGCAGUGAAUUCCUUGAGUGGGAAUGGUUCUGCGAAGCUUGGGACAAUCGCGACUGUGGUUGCUGCUGCCAACUCAACAGCCCUUGAAUGCUCUAAAGAAAUUGAAGCUGCAAUGCAGAUUUCCUUGAGAAAUGCUUUGGGAAUGGUGAAUAAUAGGAUAAUUGAUGGCCCAAUGGAUGAUCUAACAAUCAUGAAGGAGACACUAAAGGUUAAGGAUGAAGAACUGAAGAAUUUGGCCCGGGACCUUCGUGCUCGUGAUUCAACAAUAAGAGACAUAGCAGAGAAACUAUCUGAGACUGCUGAAGCAGCUGAGGCCGCAGCAUCUGCGGCACAUACAAUGGAUGAACAGAGGAGAAUUGCUUGUGCUGAAAUUGAGCGGUUGUCAAAAGCUUCACAGAAGCAGCUGGAGUCAUCCGUGUUGAAGCUUAAAGAGUUUGAAGAGAAGGUUAUGACUCUAACCAAAGAAAGAGAUGAACUGAUCAAGCAGAGAGAUUCUGCGCUUCACGAGGCACAUUUAUGGCGUUCUGAGCUUGCAAAAGCUAGAGAGCGCGUUGUGAUAUUGGAAGGAGCAGUGGUGAGAGCAGAGGAGAAGGUUAGGGUUGCAGAAGCAGACGCUGAAGCUAGAAUAAAGGAAGCUUCACAGAAAGAGGCAGCUGCUAUGAAUGAGAAGCAAGAGCUUCUAGCAUAUGUGAAUGCAUUACAGGCACAACUUCAAAGACAGCAGAUUGAUACAAAGGAAGUGUUUCAGAAGACUGACUCUUCAAAUGUUGUUGGCAGCACUCCUCCCCUGACUAAGCAUGUGGACUUGUCUGAAGAGGAUGUAGAUAAAGCUUGUCUUAGUGUUUCUAGAGUGCUGCCACAUUCUGGGGAGAGUGUCGUGCACAUGGGAGUGGACCAAACUAACCUCCGGCCAAUUGGAGACACUGAAUGGAGUGAUAUACAGCCAACAGAGUCGAGAAUAGCUGAUGUAAGAGAGGUUGCUUCUGAGACAGAAGGAAGCAGCUUGGAUAUUUCUGUUGUUAGCUCACCUGUAAAUAAUCACCAUGAGCAAGGAGGCAACAAUUUUUAUCAGCCUUGAUGUUUAACGCUUUACAUUUUAUAGAAAACAACAUGCAAAUGUAUGGAACGGUAAACUAUUUAAAUUAGUUUACCAAAAAAAAAAAUUGUUGCCUCACUUGGUAUAUUCCUGCCUGAUUGGCUGUUACUGUUGUGAUGCCAUUGUACAUUUGCAAGAGGAUACAUGAGAUUUUUCUUGAAUCUA
Messenger RNA from Hevea brasiliensis (rubber tree), 1854 nucleotides. RefSeq lists its product as uncharacterized. The record is from RefSeq and is a predicted model, not a curated record. Lineage: Eukaryota; Viridiplantae; Streptophyta; Magnoliopsida; Malpighiales; Euphorbiaceae. Gene Ontology annotation, cellular component: early endosome; recycling endosome; trans-Golgi network. The coding region runs from base 166 to 1671 and encodes 501 amino acids. The transcript is spliced from 10 exons. Gene Ontology annotation, biological process: endosome organization; retrograde transport, endosome to Golgi; receptor recycling.